This is a messenger RNA of Penicillium cosmopolitanum, 2274 nucleotides long. RefSeq lists its product as uncharacterized. NCBI's taxonomy places the organism in Eukaryota, Fungi, Ascomycota, Eurotiomycetes, Eurotiales, Aspergillaceae. The transcript is spliced from 2 exons. The coding region runs from base 1 to 2274 and encodes 757 amino acids. The record is from RefSeq and is a predicted model, not a curated record.
AUGACUGUUUUGGAAAUCCCCCAGGAUGGUUUGACUCUCCGGGCGGAGAGUCAGGCUGGGGAGCCCGCCGCCACACGAGCCCAGUUCAUGCGGCUGGCUCUCGCCCAGAACACCCUAGAUGAACUCAUCAGCAGUAUGCAAAAAGGCCAAUCGGCCCGAGUUCGUCUGGGAAAACAUCCAUCCCUCCAGUACGCUGGAAAAACCGAGUCCUUCCACGCCUACCCCGAAACUCACCGCUCCGAGGUCUACGAGACCUCCGAUAAGCGGACCCUCUAUUUUGCCGGAGUCCUGAGUCACAGCUUGGAGGUCGCAAAGGCCAAGGAGGAUACCGAGGAUGUCUCCAAGGCCUUGGAGACCCUGCAAGCGGGCCUCAGUGCCCACGAACGGGAAAAAGAAGCCAAACAGUCCUACCUAGUCUCGCACCCGGAUGAGCUGAAGGCUCUAGCCAAGGUCAACAAGGGCAAUCGGAUGUCAAUCCGCUCGGGAGGCCCUAAAGACAAAUCCCGCCGCCUCGGAGCCUCUGGGAUGGGGAGCCUGCACCCGAGUCCCAAGCUCGGCGCCGCCGGAUCACCCGCCCUCGCCCCGACCUCCGCCCCCUCGCAAUCCAAGAGCGAUAUUCGUCUCGAAGCCCUCAAGACCCCCUUCGUCCACCUUCUUGCCGUCCGCGCUGUUUCCACCCAGUACCUCUCCCGCCUCACAUGCGCUCCUCCCGAUGAUAUUACUACACUCGCAAAGAAGUUUGGCGUGGAGAAUCGUCUCAACAGAGAAAAGUUUGACUUGAGAGAUAAGAUCUACAAGGAUCUCGAUAUGUGGAAGUUCCCUUACCCAAAUGAUGACGACCGAGAAAACGCCAUUCAAAACGCCAUCUCCGCCUUCGAUCGCAUGCGCAUCUCCCGAACCGACAAACUCUGGCAAAUGCUACUUCCGAAGGAGGAACGUGGCAAGGGAAAAUGCCUUUCACGCCUCAACCUUCACACUAUAAGUGCCAGCAAUGUGCCCACAAAGAAGGCUACCACGCCACGGAUCCAGGUGGAUGGUGCCGAGGACCGAGCCGACGAGACCGACCGUGCCAAGGCAUCGGAUGCACCUCGGCCAACUCAGAAAUCCAAGGAGAAGGAUGGAUCGAAGAAGCAACUGAAGGGAAAGAGUGCCAAUAACAGCACGCUGACGGGCCGAGUGACAAAGAAGACUGCCAGCAAGCCUGCUCCUGCAAAGCCCGAGGGCAAGUUCAAAUCGGCGGAGUUCGUCAACUCUUCUGACGAUGAGGAUGACGAUAUGCUCGAUGCCCCCUCACCUCAGCCUGCACCAGCUCCCGCUCCGCGUCCGAAGGAAAGCAAAAAGGCACCGGCCACAGCUCCAAUCAAAAAGACCCAAUCCGCGGCCAAACCCCAACCUGUGAAGCCCGUCGCUUCUACUCCUAAGGUCUCAAAGGCGCAGACAUCCACACCGAAGCUCGAGUCAUCUCAACCUACCCCUUCCUCUAAGCGACCUGCCCCUCGACCCUCGACCUCGCCCCAAAAGCCAUCCCCUCUGGGUUCAUCUCCUCCCGCAAGCGCAUCUGAAAAUGCCCAUGGUCGCAAUCGUUCCGACAGUCAAAACCAGUCAUCAGGUUCAUCUUCAUCCUCGCCUCUUAUUUCUCAACUUGCCCGAAACAGCAAGGCUACCGGCACAGCUGCACGCCCACCAUCAAAACCUGCAGCGUCGGCCAAUGGUCCUCACAAGCCCCUUCCCACCAAGGCCUCGGCCCAACCACCUCCGAGUAAAUCUGCGCCUCCAAAGCCCGCCCCCAAACCCGUUCCCGCCAGACCAACAUCCACCAAGCCUACGCCCCUCGACUCAACCCGUAACAAGCCAACUCGUCCAGGUCCUGUCAUUGGCAGGACUGCAAGCAAGACCUUGCCCGCGGGAAAUCCCCGGAAGCGCAAGGCGGACCCAGAUCUUGGGUCCGAGUCUGAGAGAGAUGGACAUCUAAUUACCACUGGCAACCUUGAGCACAAACGGCGCCGCGCAGUUAGUACCUCCAGCGGCAGCACGGGAAGUGCAUCUCCAUCUAUGACCCAGGAGGUUCUCCGGAAACGAUUGCUGGACAAAUCGGAGAAGUUCAAGGAGUAUUAUGCCAAGUACUCGGCCUUGCAUGAGACACUGGCCAAGCAAGCUCAGCCCAUCCAACGGGAUGUGGACAAACUAGAGAAGCAGCACAAACGACUACAGCAAAUGAAGCAGGAGAUCUGGGAUGAGAACCGACGUCUCCGCGACGAAGGUAUCAUCUCAUGA